AUGUCAGAUAACAUGCUUUCUCUGUACAAAGAAGGUGCCAAUAAAAUCGAACCAGAGACAGAACUGACUCGUUGGCGACUGAGCACAGUAGAAGGACGACAGAAAUGGUAUUAUGUGCCUGAAAAUGAGGAAUGUGCCAGGGAACAGAACGCACUUGAAGCAUAUACUUUAGGGCUAAACACAAGUAAAUUUUUUCCAGAGUUACCCAAAGCCAGCACAGCUCAGGAAGCAGUGCUGAAAGCAAUUAAGUUUUUUUCGGGUGUACAAGCUGAAGAUGGCCAUUGGCCUGCUGAAUGUUCUGGGGUGCUCACCCUUGCUCCAGGUCUUUUGAUUGCCUGCUAUGUUGCUAAGGUUUCCCUGCCAGAAGAGGUAAAGAAAGAAAUACACCGAUAUAUACGUUCAAGACAGCUUCCAGAAGGUGGCUGGGGUCUCCAUCUCAGGGAGCAACAACCAACCAUUUUUGGCACAGCCCUCAACUAUAUAGCUAUGCGAAUCCUUGGAUAUGGACCGGACCAUCCAGAUAUAGUGAGGGCUCGAAUCUCUCUCCAUAAAAAAGGUGGUGCUCUUGUUACUUGCAUACAUUUGGGGAAAGUCUGGCUGGCUAUUGUGAACGUGUACAGCUGGGAGGGAAUGAAUGCACCGUUUCCUGAGUUGUGGCUGUUACCUACCUGGGUGCCAGGCCAUCCUUCCACUUAUUGGUGCCAUGCCCGGCAUAUUUUGCUUGCAAUGACCUACUGCCAACUCAACCGCCUGAGUGCAGAAGAAGACGAACUGAUCCGGAGUCUUAGGCAGGAACUUUAUGUGGAGGAUUACUCGAGCAUUGAUUGGCCAGCUCAAAAAAAUUAUAUUUAUGAGGCUGAUUUACAGACACCACAUACAUUGGUCCUGGAUGUGUUUUUUGCCCUCUUCAAUUUGUACGACAGAUACCACCUUACAAGUCUCAGAAAGAAAGCCACGGCUGAGCUCUAUGAACAAAUCAAGGCAGAUGAUAUAUUCUCAAACUCUACUAAUUCUAGCCCGGCUGGUAUCCAAAAUAACCCGGAGUAUAAUACCUGCCUGAAAAAAGCUCAUUCAUUUUUUAAAUGUUCUCAGAUUGUGGAUAAUCCACCCAACUACCAGAGAUACUACCGUCAAAUGAACAAGGGAGGAUUCCCAUUCAGCAAUCGGGACAACAACUGGAUAGUUAGUGACGGCACUGCUGAAGCAAUAAGAGCAUUGAUGUUACUUGAAGAACAAUGUCCUUUCAUAGAAGAUCACAUAGCUCCACAACGUAUCUUUGAUGCUGUCAAUGUGAUCCUGAACAUGAGAAAUUCCGAUGGAGGUUUUUCUUCUUAUGAAACCAGACGUGGAAGCUGGCUGUUAGAGGCCGUAAACUGCGCAGAGACCUACGGUAAGAAGAAAUUAUCAGGUGUUAUCUGCAAAAUUCAGAUUGGAGAUCCUGAUUGGAAUGUAGCAUGGAUACAGGCUCAGGAAAUGACUUCCUACAACUACUUGCACAUGCUUGCUUUGAAGAUGUUCCAGAAAUUAUAUGAUACACUCCAUAAGGCUCUGCAAUAUUGUCGUAAUACACAGAAAGCAGGUGGAUCCUGGUUAGGGAGAUGGGGUGUGUGUUUCAUAUAUGGCACCUGGUUUGCGUUGGAAGCAUUUGCAUGUUUGGGAUACACUUACCAUAAUGGACUGGCAUGCAACGAGGUGACCAAGGCCUGUGCCUGGCUGGUCUCCAAACAAAUGAAAGAUGGAGGUUGGGGAGAAGAAUUUGAAUCCUACAAGUUAAGCAAAUAUAUUCAGCAUACCAUUUCCCAGAUCCACCAGACUGCAUGGGCUCUGUUGGGAUUGAUGGCUGCUAAGUAUCCCGAUGUUCAUGUUCUAGAAAGGGGGAUCCAAGUUUUGAUUGACAAGCAGCAAGCCAUUGGGGACUGGCCUCAGGGUGACAUUGCUAUUGGAUUCUACAAAGCUGGCACCCUCCAUUAUUCAGCCUACCGCAACAUCUUCCCUAUUUAUGCAUUGGCUCGUUUUACCCAUCUUUAUCCUGAUAAUCCUCUUGCUAGCCAACAUCUGAAGAAUGGACCAAUAAAUAAUUUCAAGGAGGGCCAGACAAAGAAGCACUGAAGAAGAUGUAUCAACAUUCCAGGAAAAGUCAGCUUUGCUGUUUACACCAUCAUAAGAUGUUUAUCUUAACAAUUUUGCUGAAGUAUCAACUAACUGGCUUUUUAAAAAAAUACUGGAUUAGUAGACUGAAAUACUGUAUUCACAUUUUGCAUUUCUAUUAUUUUUUUGUAAGCAUCAUUUUCUCAUUGCCUUCAUGUCAAGUAAUAAGGAGAGAGGCAAGGGAGCCUGCCAUUUUGUGCAAGCAGCAGUACAAAAUACUUGUGUAGAAGUGAGUUUUGGCUGAUGCCCAAACCAGUUAACCUAGCUGUCUCUGAAAAUUUGCUCCUCCUGAUUGCCACCCCACAUGAGGAAGAAGAUUGGGGGAGGUUUUCUGCUAGUGGUUUUGGGGAUGGAGGAGACAAGAGAGUAAGAAUGUUGAGUACUAUAUUCAUAUGUGUUCUUGAUGUGGCAUAAAUAAGGAUAACAUAAUUUUAUAAUAUCCUGUUUGUAUCAAAGUAGAUACUGCCAAUGACAAGAGUAAAUUUCAUGGUAAUAGUUUCAUGCCAGCUCAAAAACCAUUAGGUAAAACAUUGACUUGGCCAUGAAAAAUUGUCAGAAGAUGCUGGCAGCUGGUAGAGAACAGGGAAUUUGAGAGAAUCAGAGAGGCAAUUGAGAGACUAUGAAAGCUGAAGUCUAAAACAAGUGACAGAUAUCAAAUUUAGGGAAGCUGGACUCAAGAUAUAUAAGGCAUAUACAGUAUGUUCUUAUAUUGUAAUACAAUUUGGGUCCUACUCAAUGUCUUCUGGAGAUCUUCUAGAACCCAACAUAUAUUUGCCAUAAUUCUAUUUUGUACAUAAGAUAAAGAUAUAUGAGAUAUAAGACAUAAGAUAAAAUAUAAAUGCAGUAGUAUAAUAAGUAAAAUUGACAAAGAAUUAAGCAGGUGUGCAUGCAUGUACUACACAUUCUCUUUGUCACAAACCCACACAAAUAGUUAGCACUUCUUUGAUUCCAACUGAAAAUGGUUUUUUGAAUUAAGUAGGACUUUUAGAAAUUAUACUGUAUGAAUUACUGUUGGAUAU
Thamnophis sirtalis is the source of this 3167-nucleotide messenger RNA. The record is from RefSeq and is a predicted model, not a curated record. Lineage: Eukaryota; Metazoa; Chordata; Lepidosauria; Squamata; Natricidae.